Labrus bergylta (ballan wrasse) is the source of this 4069-nucleotide messenger RNA. The record is from RefSeq and is a predicted model, not a curated record. NCBI's taxonomy places the organism in Eukaryota, Metazoa, Chordata, Actinopteri, Labriformes, Labridae.
AUGCCUGAAGACAAAGGGGCCACAAACGCCACGGGCCCCAGGGGGGAUGGGGCGCCAGUGGAAAAACAGAAACGUGAGUGUGACCUGGACAUUCAGCGUUCAGCGUCCCGUGUUUCCCUGCGAAUCCGCUGCCACUCCUUCAUCGGGUUUCAUUCAUUUGGCUCGCACUUUGUUGAUCUUUAUUGUUUAAAGUCUUCCUCUUUGUGUGUCUUCAGUCGUUUGGAGAGUAAAGUUCAGAUGUUGGAGUCCCUGCAGAAAGGAGAGCUAGAAGACAUGAGGGAGGAGAAGAACAGGCUGCAGUCUGUGGUCAGUACUCAGAUGACGGCCAUCGAGUCUUUAGAGAGGCAGCUGAGAGUCGCCAGCAUCAACAACACCGCUCUGCAGAGGCAGCAGGCUCAGAUCAUGGAGUCAGUCCACACACUCAUUAACAUGGUGGCUACUACAGGGUUACUUCCUGGAAGCCAGAUGUGGAAAGACUGUGCAGAUGCUUACAAGGCCGGUCACUCUGACAGUGGCCUGUAUCAGAUCUAUAUCAACAACAGGACUGAACCUGUGCAGGUGUUCUGUGACAUGGAGACAGGUGGAGGCGGCUGGACGGUCUUCCAGCGAAGGUUUAAUGGCAGCGUGGACUUCCAGAGAAGCUGGAAGGAGUACAAAAUGGUCUGGUUUUGGGAUGUGUUAGGGGAACACUGGCUGGGUAAUGAAGCUUUGUACCUGCUGAACAGUCAGGGUCAGUACUCUAUGAGAGUGGAGCUGAUGGACUGGGAGGGAAACCCCGCUCAUGCCUACUACGACCGGUUUACACUGACCAGUGAGAUACAGCAGUACAGGUUGUAUCUGAGAGGUUACAGUGGCACAGCAGGGAGGCAGAGCAGCCUGGCAACCAAUGGGAUCAGCUUCAGCACCCGAGACCAAGACAACGAUAACUGUGACCACUGCAAGUGUGCCCUGAUGCUCACUGGAGGUUGGUGGUUCGAUGCCUGUGGUUUCUCCAACCUGAACGGUAUUUACUACACUGUUGGUCACAACAUCAGGAAGCUGAAUGGCAUCAAGUGGCACCACUUCAGAGGACCCAGCUACUCCCUGCGCUCCACCUCCAUGAUGAUUCGACCAUAUGACUUCUAACAACAUCUUUCUUUACACAUGACAGUAGAACCUUUGAUCCUGAGGACUGUCUAGUUUCAUGAUGGUACGACCCGAUUCCUAAGGCCCACAAGUAUGAAGAUGGUACGAUACUCCUCCCUAGGACAGUCCAGUAUCAUUUUGUAAGACUUUCGUCCCUAGGACCAUCCACUAUCACAAAGCUGGUAUCCUCUGCUCUGGGACCGUCCAGUUUUAUGUUAGUACGACCAUAGGAUUGUCCAGUAUCAAGCUGGUAUGACCUUCUGGCUCAUGACUGUCCAGUAUGGUAAUGGUACGAUUUUGCCAUAGGUUCUACCAGUAUCAUAAUUAUGGGCUCCUCUGCCUCAUGACAAUCCUGUAUUAUGACGGUAUGACCCUCAGCCUUGGGACUGUCCAGUAUCAUGAUGGUGCGACCCUCUGCCCUAGGAACAUCUAGUUUAUUGAUGGUACUGCUCCCUAACUAAGGAUUGAAGAAAUGGCUGACCAGUACAAUGGUAACACUACUGUAAAGCUUAGGACGGUUUGGAAUCAUGAUGGUACCACUUUCUCCCUAACAUGAUGGAGUGACCCUAAGCCUUUGAUUUUCCUGUAUCAAAGGGCAUGACCUUCAGCCCAAGGUAUGUCCAGUAUCAUGAUGGUAUGGCCCUUCUGCACUAGGACAAUCCAACAUCAUGAUGACACAACCCCCCAAGAUUGGACAAUCUAUGGAUGACCCUUGCCCUAGGACCAUCUAUUACCAUUGUGGUACAAAGUUCUGCCUAAGGAUCACCUAGUACUGGGAUAUUAAGUCCUCAGCUUUAGGUGAACUAGUGUCUUGAUUGCAUAAGCCUCUGCACCAGGACCAUCUGAUUUCAAAAAGGUUGCAACCCACAGCCUUAAGACUGUCCUGUAACAUGAUUGUAUGACAUGCUGCCUUGGCACUUGGUCUUGUUACAUUAUUAAAUCAACCAUGACCUUUGACUGUACAGCAUCUUAAGGACAUAACCUUCAGCCUUUGAACUGAUGGUAUCUUAAAAGUAUGAAACUCAGACUGAGUACAGUACAAGGACUGCAUUAGUACUCGCCAGUGUCAUGAUGGUACAACAUUUCUAAGGAUUGUCCAGUGACAUGACGGAAAGACCCUCAAUCUUUAUCUGUCUGUAUCAUAAGAUUAUGACCUUCAGCCUGAGGAAUGUUCAGUAUUAUUAUGGUAAACAUUUCUGCGCUUGGAGCAUCCGGGAUCAUGAUUGUAAUGGUAUGAUCCAUUACUCUUGGACCAUGAGAAUCCUGUUUGCUUGACCCUCAUUCUAAGGACUGUCAAGUAUUUGAUGGUAUGGCCCUUUGUCCCCAGACCAUCAAGUGUCAUAAUGGAAAGACCUUCUGCCCAAGAGUCGUCCAGUAUUACGAUGGCACAACCCUCUUGUUUUGAUGAUGGCAUAGAAGUCUUGGAACUUUCCAUUAUUAUGUUUUCCAUUAUAAUGAUUGUACAAACCUUUAGCUCUCCAUUAACGUAUGCCAAAUCAGCAACCCUAUCAACCCUGAAAGGGUUUUCUGGAAGAAUUUAAGGGUGUUCAACACUGCUACUAACAGAAGUAUGACCAAAUGGUUUGUUCACAUGGGACUUUGGCCACAAGCCUUAGAGGGAGUUUAUAAAAUACAAACACAGGUGCUGUGUAUUACAUACAGACAUACAUACAUGUUUCUUAAUGACAGCCAUCAUUGCUUCAGGAUAAAUUUGCACAUUCCACUAACCUCUACAAAAAGCCAACAAAGGAGGUCAAUAAUACACAUAACAACAUCAAGGAUGGUUUUAUCUAUAUCGCUUUUCUCAUUAAAUAUUUACAAAUUAAUUAUUUUAACAUUAUUUAAAGGUAGUCAGUAGCAAUAUUUUUUACAGCUUGCAAACACACAUUCAAACGUGGCCCCUCCUCCUGGGCUCAACAUCCCCAGAAGCUCACACUCACUGAAGGACGUAGUGUUUACAUUUACUGCAUGUAGCUACACUGCAAGCUACCGCACGCUAGCACAAGCUAACCAUUGGUGUUUUUGGCAAACAGAAAGCAGACCAACUCCUUCUGACAGACAACAGGUUUCACCCAUGUUUUAGAACGAGCUUUAGUAGCGUGGCAUUUUGCCUCACUAUGAUUUUUUUUUUCUGCUUUGCCGCUGCAUCUGCCAUAUUCGCCGGUUCAAAUUCCAUCAAAUCGCUGAAUUGUAUCCACUCCAAAACUCACCUGUGUGGGCUAGAGGAAAAAAAAACAGCUCCCUGCCCAGAAAAGUCCCGUGCCAACCAAACAAACCAAACCAUGAAAAUCCAGACAGAGGACAGAGUCUCUGCAGACACAGUCCCCACCACACAUGAUUCGAGGCCCAGAAGGGACAAUGGAGCAGCUUUACUUAGGAUAAGUCUGUUUUUUAUUUUAUUUUGGAAAAAGCUGCUGACUUUAUCUCUAAGAAUGACAACUACACACAUCACACAGAAAGACAAUUGAAUAAAUUGAAAUAUCUUAUUACUACCAUCCAUUCAUUUGACGGCUGAUUGAAUCACAAUGCAUUUGAGGGACGUUAACAUAAAAAUAAAGUUCUUAGAGAAGUCAAUGUGCAAAAAAUCUUAUUCAAAAACUUAAAAUUCAUUUUUUAUAUGUGGGACUACUACAGGUCACACAUAUUAAAUAGAUCAAAGGAAUUGAAGGACAUAUGAGUAGGUUAUUAUUUAAUGUUUGAGCAUUUUUUUUGUCAUCAUAUGAACUGUGUUUUCAUGUCACAAACCUGUUUAUUCCAGAUUAUUGACAGGAUUAAGAUAUGUUUGAAAGACAUCUGAGAUAUGAAAAAUGAUUUUUUUGUGGUCAUGUCAUGUAUCAUUACCAGUGAAGACUAUUGGAUCCACAGUGAAAAAACUGGACAGGGUAUGUAUGAAUGUGAGUGUACAAAAAAAUUGUAAUGUGUGGAUUAAAAGAUGUUUGGGUAA